Molecule: messenger RNA, 3107 nt
Organism: Boleophthalmus pectinirostris (great blue-spotted mudskipper)
Lineage: Eukaryota; Metazoa; Chordata; Actinopteri; Gobiiformes; Gobiidae
Gene: pygo2
Product: pygopus homolog 2 (Drosophila)
Exons: 4
Coding region: 149-1885 (578 amino acids)
Source: RefSeq, a predicted model, not a curated record
AUUAUGGGGAAAUUUGCGUUUUUGAAUGAAUUAUAAAUGAAUGGUGGAUCAACAAGCAAACGCCGAGUGGGGACUGGUUUGGCAAUGACACACCAGAGAAUUUCGUUUUAAAGGACAGCAGAGCUACGGAGAAAGGUCAUAUUAGCUAAUGGCUGCCGAAUCGGGGAGACUACUGGCGGGACAAGGAAAGCGAACCAAAGCUCCACAGAUGAAGAGCCCAGAGAAGAAGAAACAAAGAAAGUCCACAGCUCAGUCAACGGGAUUUUCCCAUCUCACUGAGUUUGCGCCCCCACCCACUCCUAUGGUGGACCAUCUAGUGGCAUCCAACCCUUUUGACGAUGACUUUGGACCCCCAUCACGACCUGCUGGGGCAGGUGGUCCCGGUGGUGCUCCUUUUCUUCCCAGUCCGGGUGGUGGAGGAGGAGGCGGCUAUGGUGGAGCCGGUAGGAUGGGAGGAGGCAUGGGAUUCAUGGGGGGCCCGGGAGGACCAGGUGGAGGCCCUCCUGGGCGACGACCACCAUUUGGCCCUCCAUCCAACGCUGGACCUCAUCACCAGCUAGGGUUUGGUGGCAUGCCGGGUUUUGGGGGUGGUGGCGGAGGAGGAGGGGGUGGAGGCGGAGGAGGAUUUCCCCCAGGUGGCCCAUCGCAAUUUAAUAUGCCUCCGAACUUUAGCCCACCUAUGCAUCCGGGAUCAGGAUUUAGUCCUAUGCUUUCUCCUGGAGGUAUGGGUGGUCCUGGUGGAGGUGGACCUCCACAUCCUAGGUUUGGCAUGCCUCCACAGCAGCAGCAUGGCCAGGGAGGGCACCCUUUCAACAGUCCCCCAUUACCGGGUGCAGGUGGGCCAAGGGGACCUUCUCAUGGUCCCAUGAAUUCAAUGGGAGGCAUGGGCCCUGGUAUGAACAUGAUGGGUGGCAUGGGAGGUGGACCUGGGGGUAACAUGGUGGGAGGGCUGCCAGGCCUGCCUCCCCAAGGACAGUUCCCGCCUUCACAGGAUGGACCCUAUCCUGGGCCCAGUCCACCUGGACCUGGAAAUGAGGAAGGAAAGAACUUUGGAGCUGGGCCACAGUCUGGACCACAGCAGCAACAAAUGAACUUAAAUCCCAAUGGUCCGCCCCCAAAUAACACAACCCCAGGACCCCCAUCCAACUCUGGUCCACAACCUGGUGGAGGCUUUCCAGGACAUGACGUGCAACAGGCUAAUGCAAACACCCCUGGCCAGCCUCCCUCUGCACCUCCACAGUCAAACCCCAACUCUUCUCCUACGGGACCCUUAAAUGGGUCAGGACAGCCCCCUCUCCCAGCGCCGGGUCAGCUGCACAGCUCCAGCAACACAAACACCCCAAACUCUAAUAACUCGAACCAGCAGCCACAGUCCACACCGCCCCACUCUACCCCAGGAGGCACUCCCUACAGUCAGCAGAACAACACUCCUGGUAGCGGGGGGCCAAUGUCUAAUGCGGGUCCCAACUCUGGACAGAACAACAUGACCAACAACAGUGGAGGCAAUACUCCUGGUAGCAAUCCGAAUCCUCCUUCAAACUCCACCUCCACCCCAAACACACAGUCCCCUCUGCCUGCCGGUCCUGCUCCAGCCCCUGCUGGUCCUGGGUCCGGUCCUGGGAAGCCUGGGGGUCCUGGUAUGGUGUUUCCCUGUGGCCUGUGUUUGGCAGAGGUGCAUGAUGACCAGGAUGCAAUCUUGUGUGAGGCGUCGUGCCAACGCUGGUACCACCGUGAGUGCACCGGUCUAACGGAGCCAGCCUACGGGCUGCUGACCCGGGAGAGCGCUGCCGUUUGGGCCUGUGAUUACUGCAUCAAGAACAAGGACAUCCAGGCCGUGUUUGUGCGCCAGGGCUUAGGCCAGCUUGUGGCCGCCAACGAGAGCUGAGGAGACAGAGCAAUGUACAAGUUCACUCGGACAGAGGCAGUCUUUGGUUGGAUUUAAAUGACCAUAACUGCUACUUAACUUUCUCUUGACUAGCCCUUUAUUCACUACAGAGACAACACUCAUUGACAUUCAUGCUUGUAAACAGCACUUUGAGUGUCUCCAAUUAUUAUUUUUUCCCCUAAAUGAAUUGAAUCUUGAUGAAUGUUGUAACUUCAAAUAGCCCUUCAAAAAUCCAGUCUGCCAACCAGCAAAGCACUGACACCAACACACUACCUCACACAGUUUUGACUGGCAUGGAUGCACUCGCACUGACUGUGAUCCACUGAGACUCGUGCACUACAUGAGUGUGAGGAUAUUUAAAAUUAACAUGAACAUACCCACUCUAUGGAGCGGGUAUGCACCACUGUACCUACAUUAAGCCCCAAAUGUCUGAUUACAUUGGUUAACAAUAAAGUCAAAAUUCUUGAAAUGAUACUAUCAGUGCCUAAAGUCAAAAGGGCCUUGAAUUAUAAUUUGACAGCUUGCUUGUAUAAAAUGUUUAUUGUGAAACAGAAGCUCAUUCUCUGAAUAAUAUCCCAUUCAUACGAAACCGCACUCUGCUUUAUGCUUUUCUUUGGCCCUGUUCUGACUUCUUACCUCAAGCCAAAUUCACCAUCAAAAUAGCUGUAAAUAUUGAAAUGAGACAUUUUCAUUUGUGAACACGAUUCACAACUGACCAAUGAACAAAAUGAGUUGUCUUGGGUUAAACUGUAACACAUUGGGUUUUAUACAAAUACCAUUUCUUUUUAUCUGCAGUAGCCUGCUCAUAAUUUGUGAACACAGUGCUUUUGGGUGGUGUUGGCAUAGCAAGUAGUGGCAUCAUGUCAUAUCAGAUGUGCUUAGUCCUUUUCGUAUAAAUGGGAGGGGGUGCAUGAAAACCAAUGCAGUAACUGUGUUUAUGUUCUGGCCUCCACAGCAGGCCUUGAAGUAGACCAAAUAACUAAAGAACAAUUUCAUAUUUCUGUCAGGCUGAAGGUGUUUGUAACUAUACUUCUCUUGUUUUUCCUCUAUUUGAUGUCCAAGUUGCCUUUGCUUUUCUUUCUCUCUGCUUUUCCUGAUUUUGUACUGACAUUUGUGCUGUGCUCUUGCUCCACUUUGGCGCCUCCUGGUGGAGACAAGCGGGUCCCACACCAAGUGGGAAAGGGAAAGGUACUGAACUUUGAAGUAAAAACUGAUUUUUGUA